Messenger RNA from Canis lupus familiaris (dog), 1464 nucleotides. RefSeq names its product tripartite motif containing 6 (gene TRIM6). The record is from RefSeq and is marked provisional. The transcript has 7 exons. Lineage: Eukaryota; Metazoa; Chordata; Mammalia; Carnivora; Canidae. Bases 1 to 1464 code for a protein of 487 amino acids. Gene Ontology annotation, molecular function: zinc ion binding; protein binding.
AUGACUUCAGCGGUCCUGGUGGACAUACGAGAUGAAGUGACCUGCCCCAUCUGCCUGGAGCUCCUGACAGAACCCGUGAGCAUAGACUGUGGCCACAGCUUCUGCCAAGCUUGCAUCAUGGGAAAUAGCACGGAGUUGGUGAUGGGCCAAGACGGGGAAAGCAGCUGUCCUGUAUGUCAGACCAGCUACCAGCCCGGGGACCUGCGGCCUAAUCGGCACCUGGCCAACAUAGCGGAGAGGCUCAGAGAGGUGGUACUAGGCCCUGGGAUGCAGCUGAAAGUGACUCUCUGUGCACACCAUGGGGAAAAGCUCCAGCUCUUCUGUAAGGAGGAUGGGAAGCUUAUAUGCUGGCUUUGUGAGCGGUCUCAGGAGCACCGUGGUCACCACACGGUCCUUAUGGAGGAGGUUGCCCACGAGUAUCAGGAGAAGUUCCAGGAGUCUCUGGGGAAGCUGAGGCAAGAGCAACAGGAAGCUGAGAGACUAACAGCUGUUAUCAUAGGGAAGAGGACAUCAUGGAAGAAUCAGAUGGAACCUGAGAGACACAGGAUCCAGACAGAAUUUAAUAAGUUGAGAAGCAUCCUGGACAAAGAGGAGCAGCGACAAUUGAAAAAGCUGGAGGAGGAAGAGAGGAAGGGCCUGAGUAUUUUAGAAGAGGCUGAGAAUGAGCUGGUCCAGCAGAGCGAAACACUGAGGGAGCUCAUUUCUGAUCUGGAGCUUCGGUGUCAGGGGUCAGCAAUGGAGCUGCUGCAGGAUGUGAGUGAUGUCAUGAAAAGAAGUGAGUUCUGGACCCUAAAGAAGCCAGAAGCUCUCCCUACCAAGCUGAAGAGUAUGUUUCGAGUUCCAGAUCUCAAAAAGAUGCUGCGAGUGUUUAGAGAACUGACGGAUGUCCAGAGCUACUGGGUGGACGUGACUCUGAAUCCACACACGGCUAACUUAAAUCUCGUCAUGUCUAAAAACCGAAGACAGGUGAGAUUUGUGGGUGCCAAGCUAUCUGCGUCUUACCUGGAAGAGCAUUAUGACUGUGGUAUCCUGGGCUCUCAGCACUUCUCCUCUGGGAAACAUUACUGGGAGGUAGAUGUGGCCAAGAAGACUGACUGGAUCCUGGGGGUGUGCAGUAAUUCAGUGGGACCAACGUACUGUUUCAGCCAGUUUACGAACAAUCGAAAUGUCUACUCCAGAUAUCAACCUCAGAGUGGAUACUGGGUGAUUGGGCUCCAUCAUAAACAUGAAUAUAGAGCCUAUGAGGAAUCUUCUACUUCCCUGCUCCUCUCCAUGAUGGUACCCCCUCGCCGUGUUGGGGUUUUCUUAGACUACGAGGCCGGCACUGUUUCCUUUUAUAAUGUCACAAACCAUGGCUUUCCCAUCUAUACUUUCUCUAAAUAUUACUUUCCUACCACCCUUUCUCCAUAUUUCAAUCCUUGCAACUGUGUAGUCCCAAUGACCCUGCGUCGCCCAAGCUCUUGA